Contarinia nasturtii (swede midge) is the source of this 2427-nucleotide messenger RNA. RefSeq names its product L-lactate dehydrogenase. Gene Ontology annotation, molecular function: L-lactate dehydrogenase (NAD+) activity. Gene Ontology annotation, biological process: carboxylic acid metabolic process. The coding region runs from base 370 to 1401 and encodes 343 amino acids. Gene Ontology annotation, cellular component: cytoplasm. The record is from RefSeq and is a predicted model, not a curated record. The transcript has 7 exons. Lineage: Eukaryota; Metazoa; Arthropoda; Insecta; Diptera; Cecidomyiidae.
GCGAAGAAGAGAGUCAAAACAUUUGGUUUGUACGAACAAUUGAACAUGUACAAAAAUGUUUUGUGGAAGCAAACACUGAGUGAGAGAAGCAAAAAGAAAUGAAGAGAGUGAAUGGAUGAUGUAAGGUCACCUUCAAAAUAUGAAAUGCCGGUGCAUAUAUAUACUAGAGCUACAGCCAGAUUCGUCAUUCUAUACAAACUAGCCAACCGAUACAAUACUACUUCAAAAACGAUUUGACUUUCAAGCAGGAACCACAUAACAAAUUAUUUCCAGUACAUUUUUUCUUCAAUAUUAUUAUAUUCAAGUGUUUUUCUAAGUUCAAACGACAUUUUUUUUAUUCAACUUUUGGACCAGUCAAAUAAACAAGAUAUGUCAUCAAUCAAAGAACAACUAUUUUCGGAAGUGGCCGAAUGCGAUGCCUCAUCCAAUAACAAAGUGACCGUUGUCGGCAUUGGCCAAGUCGGUAUGGCUUGUGCAUUCAGUAUUUUAACGCAGAAUGUUUCAAGUGACUUGGCAUUGAUUGAUGUUGCCGCAGACAAGCUUCAAGGUGAAUUAAUGGAUCUACAACAUGGAUCUGCAUUCAUUAAAAAUGCAAAAAUCCAAGCCAGUACCGAUUUUUCGGUAAGUGCCGGAUCUCGGUUGUGUAUCAUAACGGCCGGUGCACGUCAGCGUCCAGGCGAAAGUCGAUUGGAUUUAGUGCAACGCAAUACAGACAUUUUUAAGGGAAUCAUCCCAAAAUUGGUUGAAUAUAGCCCAAAUACGAUUUUACUCGUUGUAUCAAAUCCCGUAGAUAUUUUGACAUAUGUUGCCUGGAAAUUGAGCGGUUUGCCAAAGAAUCGUGUCAUUGGUUCUGGCACGAAUUUGGAUUCAUCUCGAUUCCGUUUCCUCAUGAGUCAACGUUUAAACAUUGCACCAACAUCAUGUCAUGGCUGGAUUAUUGGAGAACACGGUGACUCUAGUGUAAUAAGUCGAUGUGAAGCCGGCGAAAUAAUUCCCGUAUGGUCAGGUGUUAAUGUUGCUGGCGUGCGAUUACGUGAAUUGAAUCCAGAUGUUGGCACCGAUUCGGACACAGAGAAAUGGUGUGAAUUACACUCAGAAGUUGUAAACAGCGCUUAUGAAGUUAUCAAACUAAAGGGAUACACCUCAUGGGCCAUUGGAUUGAGUUGCGCAUCACUUGCAUCAUCCAUUUUGCGUAACACCAACAACGUUCAUGCCGUUUCUACAUUGGUCAACCAGGGAGAACAUGGAAUCAAAGAGGAGGUCUAUUUGUCAUUGCCAUGUGUUUUGACCGCCAAUGGUGUUUCACAUAUCGUCAAGCAAAUUCUCACCGAUUCGGAAACAGUUCAAUUGCAAAAGUCAGCGGCAUUGAUGCAACAAGUUCAGCUAGGGAUCAAAUGGUAGAUCCGUACUUUAAGUUUUUUACAACACAGAUCUGUAUUACAUGAGACAAGACCAACCUCAACGACAAUUAAAAUAAAAGCAGAAAAACGACUAUUUAAAAUUGUUCUAAAUUGACGACGACGACGACGACGACAACAACAAAUAUUUGAAAUAUUGGAAUAUGAAUAAUAUAACAUUUAUUUAUCGAUGCACUACUUAUCGAUAAGGUCUAUCAAAUAUAUGAUUAAUAAUAUGUAAAAUGAUAAGCAUUAAAAUGAAAUCAAAUUGAGGAAACAUAAGAAACAAUGCAUAUAAUAUUUAGAUAAAAAAAAAUCUUAUUGUUCGUCGAUCGAGCGUUUUGAUCUUCGAUUAAAUCCUUAAAUCUAAAUUAAUUGAACACAAAAUUGAUUAGCAAUUGGUAUGUAUUAAUAGACAAAACACAAAUAAUACCCAAUUCGAACAUAUUGUCAAUUUGGAUGAAAAUUUAUUGUAUGUUUAUUUUUUACUUUUAUGAAUUGGCAUUUUCAAAUGAGAUGUGGAAUUGGAAGUAAUUAGUGAAAAUUUUUCGCCAAAAUUUUUGAAAUUACUGAAAUUCGGACAAACUCAAAAAUUAACACAAUCUACCUCAAAAAAACGAUUUAUAGAAUGAUGAAUCUAAAGAAAAUUUAAAAGAAAUGGAAAACGAACAAAAGCUCCGGUGAUACGGUUCGGUUUUUCUUAACAUUUUCAAAAUAAUCACACAAUUCUUUAGAUAAUAACAAUAAAAUAAAAAACAACCGGUAAAUACUGGAUUCACUGGUAAUCAAGAUCUAGAAAAAAUGAAUUCAAAUCGAUAUAGGCAAAACGUUAAAUUUUUCUCUAAACUUUUUUCCAUUUGGGUAAAUUCUCUGAAUUGGAAAUAGAUAAUUAAGCCAAUUGUUGUUUAGUAAAAGAUAAAGUUCAUUAGAUUUUAAUAAUGUGAAGGUUAACUUAACUGGCACACACAAUGUAUCAAUUUAGAGAAAAGCACACACACAAAUCAAUAAAAUAUCUUAUCAUUGAGCAAAA